Amoebophrya sp. A25 is the source of this 303-nucleotide messenger RNA. The record is from the annotation of a GenBank genome assembly. Lineage: Eukaryota; Dinophyceae; Syndiniales; Amoebophryaceae.
AUGAAAAUCAUCAAAACCGAUGGAAACCCGUCUCCUCCGCAUUCUUGUCGUCUGUUAUUUUUUCCCUCUAGUCUAACUAUUCUUGUAUUUUCAUGUAUUAGCGCGUCAAGAACAAGAAAGUACACUAUGCUCCUGAGGACGUAUGACGACAAUGUCUUAAUGCUAAUACCGUUACACGCAGCACCAGAAGAGUGUAUGAAGACCACAAUGCGAAAAUUCUCCCCGUCCACAGUACUUCUACUUGUACUUGUGGGAUGUAAGAUUUUAUUAUUCAGAACAAGUCAAUUAGAAUUAGUAUGAGAC